AUGGCGCCUUCGAAGAAGUCAGCUCCAAAGGCGUCCACGUCGAAGAAAAGGCCUGCGGAGCAACUCAGCGAUGCUGAAGAAAGCGCGCCUCGCAAAGUGGCGAAGGUGUAUCCUAUCUUUGAGAAGCCUUCAGAACGAAAGGCCCAACAAAAUUCCACGUUCAAAUGGAUUUGGCCAGCGCUAGGCCCCAAAGCCACCUGUCUACAUGGCGUCAACUUGCAACCCGAGAGCCGGACAAAGGUUGCUGCGUUUGAUCUCGACGGAUGUCUCAUUGGGUCAAGCUUCGGAAAAAAGAGCAAGAGCGGCGCCCCUCCGGAAUUCCAAUGGUGGAGACCGAGUAUACCCACGAAGCUGAAGGAGGUCUACGACGAAGGUUAUUCAGUAGUAAUAAUCACAAACCAGGCUCUCCGUUCUGGCGCGCUCACGGAGUGGAAGAAGAAACUACCAGAGGUCCCUUUUCGUCUAUUAGCAGCCACAGCCCGUGAUGGGUACCGCAAGCCCAUGCCGGGAAUGUGGUACGAGCUGGAGCGUAUUUUUGCACAAGAUGGCGUACAGAUAGAUAUCGAGUCGUCUUUCUUUGUUGGGGAUGCUGCCGGCCGCCGCAAUGAUCACGCCGGGACAGACCGGAAAUGGGCACUGAACAUUGGCAUCCCCUUUUUUACACCCGAGGAGUACUUCCUUAAGCUACCUGCUGCCCCAUAUACCCUGACCGGCUUCCAUCCCUCGUCCCUGCCCACUGACUCACCGCAAAUUACACCUACUUCGACUCCCCUUGUGGCAUCUCGGUCACCGGAGGUUGUUCUCUUCGUCGGGUACCCGUCCCUUGGUAAAUCUACCUUCUACCGCAAACACUUCGAGCCCGCCGGAUAUGUGCAUAUCAAUCAAGACAUCUUGAAGACGAGGGACAAAUGCAUCAAAGCGGCAGAAGAGGCCGUGAAAGAAGGGAAGAGCUGCGUCAUUGACAACACGAAUCGCAACGUAGAUACAAGGAAGUACUAUGUUGAUCUCGCGAAGAGACUCCAGGUGCCUGUCAGAUGUGUCAUCUUCGAAGGCUCGUCUGAUUUAGCGUGGCACAAUAAUCUCUACCGCGCGUAUAACUUGCCGCCAGCCCUUGUUCACAAGGAGUCGAAACGAGAGAUGGUGCCGUAUACUGCAUAUACAAGCUUCAAGGCGCAGUACCAGGAGCCGGCGGUCGGUGAAGGCUUUAGUGAGAUCAAGCGGGUCAACUGGGUGUUCGAAGGCGACGAGGGAGUCCGGAAACGAUGGAGCAUGUGGUUGCAGAUUGAUGGCAAAUGA
This is a messenger RNA of Postia placenta MAD-698-R-SB12, 1296 nucleotides long. RefSeq lists its product as hypothetical. Lineage: Eukaryota; Fungi; Basidiomycota; Agaricomycetes; Polyporales; Adustoporiaceae. Gene Ontology annotation, biological process: DNA repair. Gene Ontology annotation, molecular function: ATP-dependent polydeoxyribonucleotide 5'-hydroxyl-kinase activity; double-stranded DNA binding; polynucleotide 3'-phosphatase activity. The record is from RefSeq and is a predicted model, not a curated record. The transcript has 11 exons. Bases 1 to 1296 code for a protein of 431 amino acids.